AUGGCGAGCUCGAGCGGCAGCAAGAUGGAUUCGGGCCCUGCCCGCUCCCUCUCGAGGAGGAUGACCAGGGCCCAGAGCGUGAUGGUCGACUUGCCCAAUGAGGACAGCUCUACCGUCGACAGUGAGCUCGUCCCCUCCUCUCUGGCAGCCAUCGCCCCGAUCCUUCGUGUCGCCAAUGAGGUCGAGAAGGAGAAUCCUAGAGUCGCCUACCUCUGCCGCUUCCAUGCUUUUGAGAAGACGCAUAAGAUGGACCCCCACUCAAGUGGACGUGGUGUUCGCCAGUUUAAGACUUAUCUAUUGCACAGGCUGGAGAAGGAAGAAGAAGAAACCAGACCACAACUGGCCAGGAAUGAUCCAAAAGAAAUCCAGUUGUAUUAUCAGCAGUUCUACGAAAAGCACAUCCAGGAAGCUGAAUAUACAAAAAGACCGGAGGAAAUGGCGAAGAUCUAUCAGAUGGCCUCAGUACUGUACGAUGUGGUGACAACAGUAGUGCCUUCUGAAAAUAUCGAUAAACAGACAAAAACGUAUGCCAAGGAAGUCGAGAGGAGACAGGCUCAGUCUCAACACUACAACAUUCUUCCAUUGUUUGCCACUGGAGUUAAACCAGCUAUCAUGGAACUUCCUGAGAUCAAAGCAGCGCUUCAGGCUAUACGAAGUGUUGAAAAUCUCCCAAUGCCCCGAAUUCACCCGGAAACCCAUGUGCAAGAUGAAACUUCCGAAAGGCCUGUGGAGAGGGUUAGAUCUGUCACAGAUAUACUAGAGUGGCUCUCCUCUGUUUUUGGGUUCCAGAAAGGAAAUGUGGCAAACCAGAGAGAGCACCUAAUUUUAUUGCUGGCAAACAUCGACAUAAGGCAUAGGCAUCUUGAAGAUUAUACGGAGUUGGACAUGGCCACUGUUGUUGAGCUGUCGGAUAAAAUCUUCAAGAACUAUCGCUCAUGGUGUCAUUAUCUGCGAUGCAAACAAAAUAUCAAGGUGCCCCAAGGUGCGGAUAAACAGCAGUUACUGCUCAUCUACAUUGCUCUUUACCUUCUUAUCUGGGGCGAAGCCUCAAACAUCCGUUUCAUGCCCGAAUGUCUUUGCUACAUCUUCCAUCAGAUGGCAAAUGAAGUUUAUGGAAUCCUGUUUAGCAAUGUCCAUCCAGUUAGUGGAGACCCAUAUCAAACAGCAGUGAGAGAUGAUGAAGCGUUCUUGAGGGGCGUUAUUACCCCUAUCUAUCAGGUUCUCCGGAAGGAAGUUAGGAGAAACAAAGGAGGGAAGGCGAGCCAUGCAAGAUGGAGAAACUACGAUGAUCUGAAUGAGUACUUCUGGUCAGAGAAAUGUUUUAGACUGGCAUGGCCACUGGAUCAAAAAGCAGAUUUUUUUGUACGCUCGGAUGACUUUCAGCCGCCAAAUGAAAGAGCUAAUCAUGGCACUACUGGGAAGCAAAAGCCUAAGACUAACUUUGUCGAAGUUCGCACGUUUUGGCAUCUGUAUAGAAGUUUUGAUCGGAUGUGGAUAUUCUUCAUAUUGGCGUUGCAGGCUAUGAUUAUUAUUGCGUGGAGUCCCGAUGGUACCAUUCUGGCUAUUUUUGAUGAGGAUGUCUUCAGAGAUGUUCUGAGCAUUUUUAUCACUUAUGCUUUUCUCAACUUCAUAAGAGCAACUCUUGAUAUCAUCCUCAGUCUGAAUGCUUGGAGAAGUAUGAGAUUCAGUCAGAUUCUUCGGUACAUUCUGAAGUUUGUAGUGGCAGCUGCUUGGGCCGUGGUUCUUCCAAUUGGUUAUAGCAGUUUGAUUCAAAAUCCGACAGGAGUCUUGAGGAUUUUCCACUCAUGGGGCCAGGACUGGAGGAGCGCAUCGUUUUACUAUUACGCGGUCGCAAUCUUUAUGAUACCCAAUGUUCUUGCAGCUAUACUCUUCUGUGUUCCUUAUAUAAGGAGAACAAUGGAGCGUUCGAGCUUGUUGCCUAUAACUAUUCUCAUGUGGUGGGCCCAGCCAAAACUUUACGUGGGACGAGGAAUGCACGAGGAUAUGUUCUCACUCCUGAAGUACACCCAAUUCUGGAUCAUGCUACUCAUCAGCAAACUUGCAUUUAGCUACUAUGUUGAGAUUAUGCCACUAGUUGGACCGACGAAGGCAAUUAUGCAGAUGCGUGUCUAUAACUAUGAAUGGCAUGAAUUUUUCCCAAGAUUAAAGGAUAACCUGGGGGUUAUUGUUGCGAUAUGGGCUCCAAUUGUUCUGGUUUACUUCAUGGAUGCACAAAUAUGGUAUGCCAUAUUUUCCACUCUCUUUGGUGGCAUAUAUGGAGCCUUCAGCCAUUUGGGUGAGAUAAGAACACUUGGGAUGCUGCGAUCCCGAUUUGAUGCUGUGCCUUCAGCAUUCAGUCAGUACCUUUUGCCUUCAUCAAAGAGCGAGGGAUCGAAGAGGAGAGAUCAGGAUGAGUCGAUGGAAAGGAGGAACAUUGCAUAUUUUUCGCAAGUGUGGAAUGAAUUCAUUCGUACUAUGAGAAUGGAGGACCUGAUCAGCAACAGAGACAGAGACUUGCUCCUUGUUCCUUAUAGUUCAAGCGACGUCACUGUUAUUCAGUGGCCACCAUUUUUGCUCGCUAGUAAGAUUCCCAUAGCACUUGACAUGGCAAAAGACUUCAAGGGAAAGGAUGAUGAUGAGUUGUUUAGGAAGAUAAGGAGUGACCCUUAUAUGCACUCUGCAGUUAUUGAAUGCUACGAGACUCUCAGGGACAUCAUCUAUGGGCUUCUCGAAGAUGAAAUUGACAGAAUGGUUGUCCGGGAAAUUUAUUAUGAAGUAGAUAUUUGCUUGCAACAGCGCAGAUUUUUGACUGAAUUUCGAAUGAGUGGGUUGCCUAUUCUUAGCCAAAGGUUGGAAAGGUUUCUGUCUCUCUUGCAGCAGACAGAUUAUGAUGAUGAGGAGAUAUACAAGUCCCUGAUAAUUAAUGUGCUUCAGGAUAUUAUGGAGAUCAUAAUAGAAGAUGUCAUGAUGAAUGGCCACGAAAUCUAUGAGAGAACAAAUAUACACUUAAGAGACAGCCAAAGCAAUAAAAGGGAGCAGAGGUUUGAAAAAAUAAAUAUCCGCCUCAUGCUGAACAAGUCUUGGAUCGAGAAGGUUGUUAGGCUUCAUCUGCUUCUUACUGUCAAGGAAUCUGCAAUUAACGUGCCUUCAAAUCUGGAAGCUCGCCGAAGAAUUACAUUCUUUGCUAAUUCGCUGUUCAUGAACAUGCCGAGUGCUCCUAAAGUGAGGAAAAUGCUUUCUUUCAGUGUGUUGACCCCAUAUUACAAAGAAGAUGUUAUGUAUUCGACGGAAGAGCUUAAUAGGGAAAAUGAGGAUGGAAUUUCGACUUUGUUCUACCUGCAGAAAAUAUAUCCAGAUGAAUGGACCAAUUUCCUUGAUCGUAUAAACGAUGAGAAAAAUGAAUAUUCCGACAAAGACAAGCUGGAGCAGGAACGCAUGUGGGUUUCUUUUAGAGGGCAGACUCUUGCUAGGACAGUGAGGGGGAUGAUGUAUUACAGGCAAGCUUUAGAGCUCCAAUACUUUUUGGAGUUUGCUGGCGAUAGCGUUUUCUACGGUGGCUAUAGAACCAUGGAGUUACCUGAGGAGGAACAGAGGGCAUUCUCUGAUAGGGCCCAAGCUCUCGCGGAUUUGAAGUUCACUUACGUUGUUUCAUGUCAAGUUUACGGGGCUCAGAAAAAAUCAACUGACAAUCGUGAUCGAAGUUGUUACACCAAUAUAUUGAAUCUCAUGUUAACGUACCCUUCUUUGCGAGUUGCUUACAUUGACGAAAGAGAGGAGACAGUUAAUGACAAACCUCAGAAGUGUUACUACUCCGUGCUUGUUAAAGGAGGGGAUAAGUUAGAUGAGGAAAUAUACCGAAUCAAGCUUCCCGGUCCUCCUACAGAAAUCGGUGAAGGAAAACCUGAAAAUCAGAACCAUGCUAUAAUUUUCACCAGGGGAGAGGCACUGCAGACCAUAGACAUGAAUCAGGAUAAUUACUUUGAAGAAGCUUUCAAGAUGAGGAACGUGUUGGAAGAAUUUCAGAAACGUCGUGGUGGACCAAGAAGACCGACUAUUCUGGGCCUGAGGGAGCAUAUUUUUACAGGAAGUGUUUCGUCGCUAGCUUGGUUCAUGUCCAAUCAGGAGACUAGUUUUGUCACCAUUGGCCAACGAGUUUUAGCAAAUCCAUUAAGAGUUCGUUUCCAUUAUGGCCAUCCUGAUAUAUUUGACAGACUCUUCCACAUCACUCGAGGGGGCAUAAGUAAAGCUUCCAGGGUCAUCAACUUGAGCGAGGACGUUUUUGCUGGGUAUAAUUCGACUCUCCGUGGGGGAUAUGUAACGCAUCACGAGUACAUCCAAGUAGGAAAGGGUCGUGAUGUGGGAAUGAAUCAAAUAUCGCUUUUCGAGGCCAAGGUUGCUAACGGGAAUGGCGAACAAACACUCAGUCGUGAUGUUUACAGGCUCGGUCGCCGAUUCGACUUCUACAGAAUGCUCUCUUUCUAUUUCACGACUGUCGGUUUUUACUUCAGUAGCAUGCUCACAGUGCUCACGGUGUACGUGUUCUUGUAUGGACGCUUAUACAUGGUCAUGAGCGGGUUGGAACGUGAGAUACUUCAGAGCCCAAGCAUACACCAAAGCAAGGCCCUCGAGGAGGCCCUGGCGAGCCAGUCAGUUUUCCAGUUGGGCCUCUUGCUCGUGCUACCUAUGGUUAUGGAGAUUGGUCUUGAGAAAGGUUUCCGCUCUGCCCUGGGUGACUUCAUCAUCAUGCAGCUACAGCUUGCCUCCGUGUUCUUCACAUUCCAACUUGGGACAAAGGCCCACUUCUUUGGGAGGACAAUCUUACAUGGAGGCUCCAAGUACAGAGCCACUGGGCGUGGUUUUGUCGUGUUUCAUGCGAAGUUCGGUGAUAACUAUAGGCUCUAUUCUCGAAGCCACUUUGUAAAGGGGCUCGAGCUCCUUAUGCUGUUGAUCCUCUAUGAGGUUUAUGGAGAAUCAUACCGGAGCUCGAAGCUUUACCUGUUCAUCACCUUCUCGAUGUGGUUCUUGGUUGCUUCGUGGCUUUUUGCGCCAUUUAUAUUCAACCCGUCGGGCUUUGACUGGCAGAAGACAGUGGAUGACUGGGCCGACUGGAAGAGGUGGAUGGGGAAUCGGGGUGGGAUCGGGAUUCCGCCCGAUAAAAGCUGGGAGUCAUGGUGGGACGAAGAACACGAGCACCUUAAGCACACAAACAUUCGAGGGAGAGUGCUUGAGAUAUUACUUGCUUGCCGGUUCUUCUUGUACCAGUAUGGAAUUGUCUACCACCUCGAUAUAUCGCACCACAGCAAGAACUUAUUGGUUUAUGGACUUUCUUGGGUGGUCAUGCUAACCGUUCUCCUCGUCUUGAAGAUGGUAUCUAUGGGAAGAAGAAGAUUUGGGACGGACUUCCAGCUCAUGUUCAGGAUUUUGAAAGCGCUUCUGUUCCUCGGGUUCAUGUCAGUCAUGACGGUCCUGUUUGUCGUCUGUGGUCUCACUAUAUCCGAUCUAUUCGCCGCCACUCUCGCCUUCUUGCCUACCGGGUGGGCCAUCCUUCUGCUCGGGCAAGUGAGUAGGCCAUUGCUGAGACGGUUAGGUGUCUGGGAGUCCGUAAAGGAGCUCGGGAGAGCUUACGACUACAUAAUGGGAGUGUUACUCUUCAUGCCAAUCGCGAUCCUUUCUUGGUUCCCUUUCGUUUUGGAAUUCCAGACCCGACUCCUCUUCAACCAGGCAUUUAGCAGAGGUCUCCAGAUCUCCAUGAUUCUCGCUGGAAGGAAAGACAAGAACGAGGAAAAAAAGGAUCCAACCCGAUCGCGCGCCCCAUAUUAAUUUACACUGUAUUCUUUAGCAAACUGCAGCAUCAGAGCUGGUCAUUUUGUAGCAGAUAUUGCAUGUACACU
Molecule: messenger RNA, 5891 nt
Organism: Punica granatum (pomegranate)
Lineage: Eukaryota; Viridiplantae; Streptophyta; Magnoliopsida; Myrtales; Lythraceae
Source: RefSeq, a predicted model, not a curated record